Molecule: messenger RNA, 744 nt
Organism: Pieris macdunnoughi
Lineage: Eukaryota; Metazoa; Arthropoda; Insecta; Lepidoptera; Pieridae
Source: the annotation of a GenBank genome assembly
AUGAACUUUUUGAUCACCGAUAAGUGCUCAAAGCACACAAUUGUGCCAAAUCUAUUAGCUGAAAUUAUCCUUCGAAUAUUAUUCUUAAUGGGAGUGAUCGCUACUCACACCAGUUGUCAACGUCAACCAAUUUGUAUAACUCCAGAGGAGCUUAUAAGCGACUACAAAAAACCCCGCCGGGAUUCCAUAGUGCCACCGUGGGUAAUGUUAUCUAUAAUAAUAUAUGUACCGCUGGUCAUAUUAUGCCUCCCAAUCGUGCUGUUAAGGAACUACGUUGAAAGUAUACAGGCUCUCCUCGCGUGGACACUUGCCGUCAUAAUAAAUGCGUUCAUCACUGAGGUUCUAAAAAUAAUCAUAAGCCGUCCUAGACCGGACUUUUUCUACCGCUGUUUCCCGAAUGGCAUAGUCGCGGAAUGCACUGGAGGUAUUAAGGAUAUAGUCGAUGGCAGGAAAUCGUUUCCGAGCGGGCAUAGCAGCUUUUCCUUCUGUUCGCUCGGUUUUCUAAGUAUAUGGUUAUACGGGAGGUUUCUCGGACGCUAUUCAGGAAAUAUACAAUGCGCAAUGUUUUGUUCAAUGCCUGUAUUUUUGGCUAGUUUUAUAGGCUACAGCCGUUGUUGUGACAAUCACCAUCAUUGGGAGGACGUGAUUGCAGGCGCAGUUAUUGGUUUAAUAACCGCAUUCCAAUGUUAUAAAGCUUAUUGUGUACCUGCUGGUGGGAUUACCAUGGAGGAAAGGAAUGAAUGA